Notothenia coriiceps (black rockcod) is the source of this 1970-nucleotide messenger RNA. RefSeq names its product aconitase 1, soluble. The transcript has 15 exons. The record is from RefSeq and is a predicted model, not a curated record. The coding region runs from base 141 to 1970 and encodes 609 amino acids. Lineage: Eukaryota; Metazoa; Chordata; Actinopteri; Perciformes; Nototheniidae.
UGCUGCUGCUGACAGCGGAACUCGGGUCUGUAUGAGUUUAGCUCUCUGACAGUGUUUUUACACCGUCUUGCCCUGCCAUAUAUCCUCUGUAUAAACCCCCUCUGCUGCACACAAAGAUUUGUACUGACGAACAGAGGAGGAUGUCUGCGACUGUGAAUAAUCCUUUCCAACAUAUAGUUGAGCCCCUGGACCCCAAGGACCCAACACAGCAGUUUUACAAUCUUUCCAAACUUGGAGAUCCCAGAUAUGAGCGUCUCCCGUUCUCCAUCCGGGUCCUCCUGGAGUCUGCUGUCAGGAACUGUGAUGAGUUCCUGGUGAAGAGCUCAGAUGUGGAGAGCAUCCUGAACUGGAAGCAAACCCAGACUCAAACUGUGGAGGUCCCGUUCAGACCGGCUCGAGUCAUCCUGCAGGACUUCACUGGAGUUCCUGCUGUGGUGGACUUUGCUGCCAUGCGGGACGCCGUGAUGAAACUCGGCGGAGACCCAGAGAAGAUUAAUCCUGUCUGCCCUGCUGACCUGGUCAUCGAUCACUCCAUCCAAGUGGACUUUAACAGGAAGUCUGAUAGCCUCCAGAAAAACCAGGACUUGGAGUUUGACCGCAACAGAGAGAGAUUUCAGUUCUUAAAGUGGGGCUCUAAAGCCUUCAGGAACAUGCGGAUCAUCCCUCCCGGUUCAGGGAUUGUUCACCAGGUCAACCUGGAGUACUUGGCCAGGGUGGUGUUUAACUUUGAUGGGUACUUCUACCCCGACAGCCUGGUGGGCACGGACUCCCACACCACCAUGAUUGAUGGACUGGGAGUCCUGGGCUGGGGUGUGGGUGGAAUUGAGGCGGAGGCUGUAAUGCUGGGUCAGCCAAUCAGCAUGGUACUUCCUGAGGUGGUGGGAUACAAAUUGUCCGGGACCCCAAACCAGUUCAUAACCUCCACUGACAUCGUCCUCACUGUCACUAAGCAUCUCCGUCAGGUGGGUGUCGUUGGAAAGUUUGUGGAGUUUUUUGGCCCGGGUGUGUCUCAGCUGUCCAUUGCUGACAGAGCCACCAUCGCCAACAUGUGUCCAGAGUACGGAGCCACGGCAGCCUUCUUCCCCGUGGACGAGGUCAGCGUUCAGUAUCUGGAGCAGACCGGGCGAGACGCAGAGAAGCUGGCCUACAUUACAAAGUACCUGAAGGCAGUGUCCAUGUUCAGAGACUACAACAAUGUCUCCCAGGAUCCAGACUUCACCAGGAUUGUGGAGUUGGACCUCACUACAGUGGUUCCAUGCUGCAGCGGCCCCAAAAGACCUCAGGACAGAAUUGCUGUGUCUGAUAUGAAAUCAGACUUUGAAUCCUGCCUGGGAGCCAAGCAAGGCUUCAAGGGUUUCCAGAUUCCUCCGGAGCGUCACAGCACUGCUGUCCCCUUCCAGUUUAAUGACAAAGAUUAUACAUUAAACCACGGCUCUGUGGUCAUCGCUGCUAUCACCAGCUGCACCAACACCAGCAACCCCUCCGUCAUGCUGGGGGCAGGGCUCCUUGCAAAGAAAGCAAUAGAGUGUGGCUUGAGUGUGAAGCCGUAUAUAAAGACAAGCCUGUCCCCCGGCAGCGGGGUGGUCACCUACUACCUGAAGGAGAGCGGAGUGAUGGACUACCUCUUUCAGCUGGGCUUUGAGGUUGUUGGCUAUGGUUGCAUGACCUGUAUAGGCAACAGUGGGCCGCUCCCAGAGCCGGUGGUGGAGGCCAUUACCCAGGGUGAUCUGGUGGCUUCGGGCGUCCUAUCAGGAAACAGAAACUUUGAAGGCAGAGUCCACCCCAACACCAGAGCCAACUACCUGGCUUCCCCCCCGCUCGUCAUCGCCUACGCUAUAGCCGGCACUGUGAGGAUAGACUUUGAUAAAGAGCCAAUUGUCUCCGGUUCUCCCCGGUGCUUUGCCGAAACGCCGGUCGGCUUCAGCCUCACAGGGACUCACGGCAGUCGUUGUCCCAACUAUCACCCGUGA